Seriola dumerili (greater amberjack) is the source of this 1737-nucleotide messenger RNA. It is a transcript of the gene slc1a7b, whose product is annotated as excitatory amino acid transporter 5-like. The record is from RefSeq and is a predicted model, not a curated record. NCBI's taxonomy places the organism in Eukaryota, Metazoa, Chordata, Actinopteri, Carangiformes, Carangidae. Gene Ontology annotation, biological process: L-glutamate transmembrane transport. Bases 1 to 1737 code for a protein of 578 amino acids. The transcript has 11 exons. Gene Ontology annotation, cellular component: plasma membrane. Gene Ontology annotation, molecular function: neutral L-amino acid transmembrane transporter activity; L-glutamate transmembrane transporter activity; glutamate:sodium symporter activity.
AUGGCCGUGGCUUUGGACGCAGUGUGGGUGAGGGUGAAGAAUGUCUGCAAACAGAACGGGCUCCUCAUCAUGUCGGUGAUGGCUGUGGUCAUCGGGUGUCUUUUGGGAUUCUUCCUGAGGACACGGCGUCUCACAGAGCAGGAGGUGAAGUACUUUCAGUUUCCUGGUGAGCUGCUGAUGAGGAUGUUGAAGAUGCUGAUUCUCCCACUCGUCGUGUCCAGUUUGAUGUCAGGACUGGCUGCCCUUGAUGCCAAGUGUUCCAGCCGGCUUGGUCUGAUCACAGUGUCUUAUUACCUGUGGACCACCUUUGUGGCUGUGAUAGUGGGGAUCAUCAUGGUCUCCAUCAUCCACCCAGGUGGUGCAGCCCAGAAAGAGGACUCUGAGGACAGUGGCAAGCCCAUCAUGAGCUCUGCUGAUGCUCUGCUAGACCUCAUCCGCAACAUGUUCCCAUCUAAUCUGGUUCAGGCCACAUUUCAGCAGUAUCGAACAAGUAGUGAGUACAUUGUGAAACCCAAGCCAACAGUGAGUCAGGCACAAUCAGAGUCCACCACACGGCGGGCACUCAUAUACGGUAUCCAAGAUGAUAAUGGAACUGACAUACAGAACUUCGCCCUUGACCUGACUCCACCCCCUGAUGUGCUCAUUCGCACUCGGGAGGGAACGAGCGAUGGAAUGAAUGUCCUUGGAAUUGUAAUUUUUUCAGCAACCAUGGGCAUUAUGUUGGGAAGGAUGGGGCGAAAUGGCAGCGCCUUGGUGAAUUUCUGCCAGAGUCUGAAUGAGGCUGUCCUCAGAAUUGUUGCCAUUGUUAUAUGGUACUUUCCAUUUGGCAUUGUGUUCCUGGUGGCUGGUAAGAUCCUGGAGAUGAGUGAUCCGUCAGCCAUGGGGAAGAAGCUGGGUUUCUACGCUGUCACUGUGGUGUUUGGUCUGGUGUUGCAUGGCCUGUUCAUCCUGCCUGCCAUGUACUUUUUCAUCACCAAAAAGAGCCCCAUCGUUUACAUACGGGGAAUCCUGCAAGCCCUGCUCAUUGCCCUUGCAACUUCCUCCAGCUCUGCCACAUUGCCUAUUACCUUCAAGUGCCUCUUGGAAAACAACCACAUUGACCGCCGUAUCAUCCGUUUUGUGCUCCCCGUGGGUGCCACCAUCAAUAUGGAUGGCACCGCUCUCUAUGAGGCUGUGGCAGCGAUAUUCAUCGCACAAGUCAAUAAUUAUGAGCUGGACUUUGGCCAAAUCAUCACCAUCAGCAUCACAGCCACUGCAGCCAGUAUUGGUGCAGCAGGGAUACCACAAGCCGGACUGGUCACCAUGGUGAUAGUGCUAACAUCCGUCGGGUUGCCAACCGACGACAUAACUCUUAUAAUUGCAGUAGACUGGGCUCUAGACAGAUUCCGCACUAUGGUGAAUGUCAUGGGGGACGCUUUGGCCACAGGCAUCAUGGCGCACAUCUGCAGGAAAGACUUCAUGAAAGAGGGAGAUGGGGUGCCUUUGAUCUGCGAGACCAAACCUGUGACGAACACACCGCCUCUGAUGAACUGCCACAACAACAACGGCAACUACCGGCCCCCUUCAUCGGGGCUCAAACAUGAGCUCGUCCCUCCUGACGUGGCCCGGCUCAUGCAGCUGGAGGAGGGCGUGCGGCCACCGUCCGAGAGGAAGAAGCCUCCAAUUCCUCCGAGGCACCUGAAGAAGAGCAAAGAACACUGUACCGUUGACAUGAAUGGCCUUGAGACCAACGUAUAG